AUGAAGUCAAAUAGCUUGCAUCUACCAUCGCAAAUACAGAACCAUGAAGCUCAUCAAGUUGAGAACUUGGUCAAGCAACACGAGGCUUUGUCGCAGUCGCUUAUGCCUCUGCGAAACCCAUCCACAGGAGAGAUUUCGAACACGAAUGUUUUGUCAGACCUUCUGACUGCAAAGCAAAGACAGAACAACUAUAACUCCAACAAGACCUUCACCACCAUCACAACCACAACAACAACCACCACCAUCAUCCUCCGCACCACAGACCGCAACCUCACGCGCUGCCCAACCGCCACCACAAAGGAGACGUUCGAAUGA
Aspergillus brunneoviolaceus CBS 621.78 is the source of this 315-nucleotide messenger RNA. RefSeq lists its product as uncharacterized. Bases 1 to 315 code for a protein of 104 amino acids. The record is from RefSeq and is a predicted model, not a curated record. The transcript is spliced from 2 exons. Lineage: Eukaryota; Fungi; Ascomycota; Eurotiomycetes; Eurotiales; Aspergillaceae.